AUGGAAACCGCGACUAAACAACGUUCGGCGGAAACGCUGCCCCCGGUGGGCGGCGACAACCGCCAGUACCUGACCUUCCGGCUCGACCGCGAAGAGUACGGGAUUGAAAUCCUGCGAGUGCAGGAGAUCAAGGGCUACGACCACCUGACGCCCGUACCGAGCACGCCGCACUACAUGAAGGGCGUGAUGAACCUCCGCGGGACCGUGGUCCCGAUCAUCGAGCUGCGGGCGCGCUUCGGCAUGCCCGAGCGAGAGGUCGAUCAGUUCACCGUAAUCAUCGUGGUGAAUGUCGGCUCGCGCGUCGUCGGCUUGCUUGUCGACACCGUCUCCGACGUGCUCGACAUCCCUGCCGAUGCGAUCUGCGACACGCCCGACCUCGCGUCCGGCAUUGAAGAGCAAUACCUCACCGGCAUGGGCAAAGUCAACGACAAGCUCGUGAUGCUGCUCGACCUGUCGAAGCUGAUCGGCGCUGAAGUGGCGUCGAUCGAAGAAAUCGCCGCGUAA
Symbiodinium sp. CCMP2456 is the source of this 504-nucleotide messenger RNA. The record is from the annotation of a GenBank genome assembly. NCBI's taxonomy places the organism in Eukaryota, Dinophyceae, Suessiales, Symbiodiniaceae.